Messenger RNA from Belonocnema kinseyi, 432 nucleotides. Its product is annotated as secreted RxLR effector protein 161-like. The record is from RefSeq and is a predicted model, not a curated record. The transcript has a single exon. Lineage: Eukaryota; Metazoa; Arthropoda; Insecta; Hymenoptera; Cynipidae. Bases 1 to 432 code for a protein of 143 amino acids.
AUGACGCAGAAACUAUAUACAGAAGGUCUUCUGGAUCGUUUUGGAAUAAGGGUUUCGAAACCCGUUAUGACUCUACUGAAUCCAAGCAUCAAAGUCAUCAAACCACAAUUAAACACCAAAGAAGAAAUGGAUUCCUAUCUAUUUCGUGAAUUGAUAGGUUCACUUAUGUACUUGGCUGUAGGUUCACGCCCUGACAUCGCAUUCCCUGUAAACUGCUUAAGUCAAUUUAAUACCUGUUACACUAGAGAAUAUUGGAUAGCUGGAAAAAUGGGUUUGCGCUGUCGAACAGGAACUUUAGACAACGGCACCACGUUUUCGAAAAGUGGAAAGACAAAUGAAGGCUAUGUCGAUGCAGAUUGGGGAACCUGUUCGUAUGAUCGCCGUUCUUACACCGGCUAUGCUUUCAUUUUGGCUGGAGCAGCUGUCAGUUGA